Messenger RNA from Penicillium macrosclerotiorum, 1758 nucleotides. Its product is annotated as putative general amidase. The record is from RefSeq and is a predicted model, not a curated record. The transcript is spliced from 3 exons. Lineage: Eukaryota; Fungi; Ascomycota; Eurotiomycetes; Eurotiales; Aspergillaceae. Bases 1 to 1758 code for a protein of 585 amino acids.
AUGGCACCCCAGGAGCCCGCCUAUAUUGCUAUCGCUGAGCGUAAGCAGGCUGAAUUAGCUGCUGCAAUCCCCGCGGAAUGGCGCUUGCCGGCGCAUCUCAUUCCUGCCGGGAUGCUCUCGCCCGCCGAGUCCAUCACCGAGGGUCCGAAACAAUACGGCCGAGUUAAUGUUAUGAGCAUCCCGCGUUCCUGUGGUAUCCUGUCCGCAAAGGAGCUAGAUAUCACAGAAAAAUACGAUGUCCGCGGAUUGGUGUCGGAGAUGACCGAGGGCAGGUUCAGUGCCGAGCAGGUGGUGCAAGCGUUCUGCAAGAGAGCAGCCGUGGCCCACCAACUCACCCGCUGUUUGACCGAGCCUCUCUUUGAUCGUGCCCUUCGCCGAGCAAAAGAGCUUGAUGAGCAUCUCCAACGCACCGGUAGCCCUGUUGGUCCCUUGCAUGGCCUCCCGGUCUCUGUUAAAGAUACCUUUUGCAUAGAGGGUGUCGACUCAAGCAUUGGCCUUUCAGCACUGGCAUUUAAGCCUGCGAAAUCCAAUGCCCCCUUGGUAGAUUUGCUCCAGUCCCUUGGCGUGGUUAUCAUUGCUAAGACCAAUAUCCCCCAAACCCUCGGAACCCUUGAUAGCUGCAACCACCUUUUUGGCCGCACACUGAAUCCCUUGAAUCGCCAAUGGACAGCCGGUGGCAGCACGGGUGGCGAGGGAGCAUUACUGGCGAUGCGCGGUUCAAUGGUUGGGUUUGGGACAGAUAUCGGUGGUAGCAUUCGGGUGCCGGCGUUUUGCCAGGGAAUUUUUGGAUUCAAGCCUUCCAGUGGCCGCGUGCCUUACGGCGGACAGGAGAGUGGGCAGCUUGACGGCAAGUCCCGUAUUUCUCUCCAGCCUGUGGCCGGUCCCCUGGCACGCUCGGUUGCCGAUAUUGCGGCUGUCAUGGGGGAAAUUGUGCCGCGUGCAGAACUUUUCGGAGAGGACUGUAUUCCAGGAUACUGGCCUUCCCCCUCGGUGCCAGCCUCAUUGGCGCCUCCACGCAACUUCACGAUCGGCAUUCUCAAGACUGACGGCCUUGUUACUCCUCUGCCUCCAAUUACCCGCAUUCUUGACGAAGUGGCUCAACAUCUUCACCGAACACCCGGGGUUGAGGUGGUCGACAUUCCUCUUCCUCCGGCGCUGCCGAAAUGCCAAGGCCUUGCAGGCCGUCUGAUGGGAGUAGAUGAUGGAUCGAAUAUGAUAGAUCUCAUUGAGAGCAAGGGCGAACCUCUUAUUCCCUGGCUUGAAGGUCGUACGAAGCGCGGCAAAGCUCUGACCGUCAACCAACUCAUGCAACUGCAGGCACAGCGUACCGCUGUCGAGAAGGAGAUGUCAAAGAUGUGGACCUUAUUCUCUUCCUCAGUCUCUCGACGGGUGGAUGCUAUUAUAUGCCCCGUUGCACCACACCCUGUCCCGCAGAUGGAUCGCUAUAAUGCUGUUGGCUAUACCUCGGCAUUUGUCCUGCUUGACUACCCAGCUGGAGUAGUGCCCGUGAGACCGUUCUUGGAGUCAGAUCUCGAGCUAGGUCGCGAAAUGAAUGAUCCCGUUAUAGGAAGCUGGGAUAAGGCCAAUAGACAACUCUGGAACGAAAAAACAGUUGACCGCCGCGUCUACCUUGACUCUCCGCUUAGUGUCCAAGUUGUGACACCAAAACAGCAUGACUAUGAGCUUUUCAAGGCAAUGGAAAUUGUCGAUAGGGCAGUUCAGGGACAUGCUGCUGUAUCUAUGAAUUCUAAGCUGUAA